Phanerochaete carnosa HHB-10118-sp is the source of this 1372-nucleotide messenger RNA. RefSeq lists its product as uncharacterized. The record is from RefSeq and is a predicted model, not a curated record. NCBI's taxonomy places the organism in Eukaryota, Fungi, Basidiomycota, Agaricomycetes, Polyporales, Phanerochaetaceae. The coding region runs from base 204 to 1274 and encodes 356 amino acids. The transcript is spliced from 4 exons.
AGAGUUCACAGGUUUGCAUAUUUUCUGCAGAGCGCUGAUCCGAUAGAACCCCACUAGGGGACGAGAGCCUGCGCCGGAAACCGUCGAUUUGAUCGACAGCCGCAACCACGCGCCGGGACGCAUGUCUGCAACAUGUAGUGUCUCGCCGGCAUAUAAACACCGGGUGCACAUCGAGGACUAUCUGUUCAUCACCAGCUUGAACGAUGUCCGCCAUCGUCGAAGCAUUCAAGAUCAAGCCCUUCGACCUCGAGCCAAUAUACGACUCAUGGCCGUCUGCGCCAAUAUUCCACGGGAAUCCGUCCAAGGACAUGCCAGUUGAUGACUGGCUUCAGCAGAUCAAGGACGGCUGCCUCGCGCGCCGCGUGCCGAAGGAGUACUGGCACAAGGUCGCGCAGCACUACCUGGGGCCGACCGCGCGUUCACGCUUCGAUGAGCUCAAGGCCGUCAUGCGUACCCUCCACGGCGGCCGGUACACCUGGAACUGGAAACGCUUCAAGGUGGCAAUGCGCAACAUGGGAUGGGAGAUCGACGCUCGGAAGACGGAGGAGAUCAAGGUCGAGAGUAAACCUUCCGGCAUAUGGUGGAUCGUCGGCGGGCGCCGCGAGCGUGAGGAGAAGGACAGCGACACCGCCAGCAUUGCAAGCACGAGCAGCAGCGUCAACAAGGAUCUGCCGCCACCACCUUCGUAUGCGUCGUCCGAGACCUUGUCGCCACGGCCUACACCGAAGAAGACCAUGUCGUGGGACUUCCAGUCUCUCAAGAACUUCCCCGGAAUGCCGAAGCGGUCGUCGACGAUGAGCACUGUCGAUACCGUCGCGAGUGUAUACUCGCAGCAGUCAGCGUCUUCGGCGUGCGCGCGCCACCCGGCCCCCGCCUCUGAGAAGGAGAAGAGCACGCCGAAUAACAGUCGGAGAGCAACUGCGGCUUCGAUUCCGGUGGCUGCACCUGUGCCUGCGCCUACGCCUACGCCUGCGGGCGUGCCGAGCGAUGACAAGACUACCGUCGCCCACGCCCCAACCUGGUUGUUGAACGCCUCGCAGGCGCUCUCCUUCUUGGCGACCGAGCACCCGAAGACAAUGACCGCGAUCUCUGCGGUACUCGUCACCAUCGGCACUAUCCCCGCGCUCCCCGCCAUCUCUGCUGGCGCGGGUGGUGCGUUCCUUGCAAGCGGAACCGCGCAGGCGAUCGGCUCCAUCGCGGUUGGCGUCGGGAGCCUCAUCAAGGCCGUCAGCGACUCAAAGUCCGGACAGAAAGACGAACCUCCGAAGGCAUAAGGACAAACAGCAUGAAUGUGUGAGAGGACAUAAUCUAUUCAUAAGUAUUUGCAAGGCGCCGUGCUGGACAUCUUGUUACAUAGGUUAGAGCUACCGAC